AGAAUUAACAAUAUUGACAAGAGGUUCUGAGAAUACAGGGUAACACCUUUUCCCGUUGUUUAGUGGGUUUAGGAUUCAGCAUUUAUUGUUUUACAUGUCUAAAAGUUUUCAUGUCUUUGUGCCAUUAAACUGGUGUUAACUUGUUUUUGUUUCUUUUCACCCUAGAUCUGAUGGUGCUAAAAGAGGAGAGUCAAGAACUGAAUGCAAACAGUAUAAGAAAGAAAGAUCAGUAUGAGAAAUGCCAUGAUUUCAUGACUGAAGAGAAAUCUUUUACGUACUCACUGACACAUAAAACAGAAACUAGAAACCUCCAGAUGAGAGUUCACACUGGAGAGAGCCCUUUGACCUGCCAAAAGUUUGGAAAGAGUUUCAGUCUAAAAGAAAGCCUUAAAGUCCAUUUGGAAAUCCACACUGGAGAGAAACAGUUCAAAUGCCCUCAGUGUGGAAAGAGAUUUACACAGAAGAAAACCCUUAUUGUCCACAUGAGAACUCACACCGGAGAAAAGCCUUUCACUUGCAAACUGUGUGGGAAGUGUUUCACAGUAAAAGGAACUCUUAAGACUCACAUGAGAAUUCACACUGGAGAGAAGCCGUUUGUUUGUGAGCAGUGUGGAAAGAGUUUCAGAUAUAAAGAAAGCCUUAAUCAUCACAUGAUGAUUCAUUCAGGAGAGAACUGUUUUGUAUGUCAUCAGUGUGAAAGGAGUUUCACAGACAGGAAUCAUCUUAAUGAUCAUGCAAAAAUUCACAUUGCAGAGAAGCAUUACAUGUGUCAUCACUGUGGAAAGAGUUUCAAACACAGAAAAACCCUCGAGAAUCACAUGAUAAUUUACAAUAGAGAGAAGCAUCAAAUAUGUCAUCACUGUGGAAAGAGUUUCGAACACAGAGCACACCUUGAGAAUCACAUGAGAAUUCACACUGGAGAGAAGCCUUUCACCUGCCCUCAGUGUGGGAAGAGCUGCACAACGAAAGGAAAUCUUAAGAUUCACAUGAGAGUUCACACUGGAGAGAAGCCUUACAAGUGUCUUCAGUGUGAGAAAAGUUUCACAUAUCACACAGACCUGAAACGGCAUUUGCAAACUCAUUCUGAAAAGAAAUUGCCGUCUUCCUCAGUGUGACUAGGUUUGGAAAAAUUAGCAAUUUCAACAAUCAUCUGCGCAUUCACUCUGCAGAAAAACAAUUCAGUUGUGAUCAGUCUAAUAAAAACAUCACACUUGCACAUACAUAUGAAAAGCAAUGUUAAUGUGAGACCCUGUUUGUGUUUUUUGUUAAAGAGUAUGGCAAUAGAAAGUGUGA
Rhinichthys klamathensis goyatoka is the source of this 1293-nucleotide messenger RNA. RefSeq names its product gastrula zinc finger protein XlCGF8.2DB-like. The coding region runs from base 171 to 1115 and encodes 314 amino acids. The record is from RefSeq and is a predicted model, not a curated record. Gene Ontology annotation, molecular function: RNA polymerase II cis-regulatory region sequence-specific DNA binding; DNA-binding transcription factor activity. Gene Ontology annotation, biological process: regulation of transcription by RNA polymerase II. The transcript has a single exon. Lineage: Eukaryota; Metazoa; Chordata; Actinopteri; Cypriniformes; Leuciscidae.